AUGGUGAGCUUGAAUGUUGCGAACGCUUUUGCCAUUUUUAACACUAUCGAAAAUGAUGCACCGCCUACAGAACAAUACAAAAUUGGUGCUAUGGCUAAGACCAUUUCUGAUUUAAUGAAGAGUGGCAGCAAAAAUAGUAAAACUAUUUCUAGAGGUAGUGAGGGCUCUUGGGUGAUAUCGAUUAUCACAGCAUCCGCAAUGAUUUUGGGGCAUGAAUCUUAUAAUACGGAUAUAUUCAUGUAUUAUUUGUCAGAGGCAUUUUUAUACAUGUCCACGGGAAACGUAUUUGCCUAUUUCCCGUAUUCAUAUUAUCUUGAACGGUUUAACAGGCUGAUCCAAGCUCGAGAUAUCUUGAAUGAGCAGAAAAUGAUCAAUUGGAAGACACUUAUGCUGAGUCGACGUGUAGAUCAUGGCCGAGAUGCCCUUCUAAUAUUACUCAAAGCGCGCACGGAAAUAGCUCCAAAGGUAAUCAACCUUGCAUUAUCCACCUGGAAUGGAGAGAUGGUAAAGGCGUUAUUAGAGUACAAUUUGGUUAAGAUUGGCAACGAAGUGAUUCGGUUCGUGGCGGGUAACUUAAAGUAUGGAAAGGAGAUAAUGGAGAUGUUAUUAGCUCAAGAUAUGGAAAGAGAAAUGUCAGAAGCCGUGCCUGAAACUGCACUCAAAAAAUUGCUUGAAAGCGAGUGCAUAUAUACCUCGAAGGGAAAAGUUUAG
Molecule: messenger RNA, 711 nt
Organism: Botrytis byssoidea
Lineage: Eukaryota; Fungi; Ascomycota; Leotiomycetes; Helotiales; Sclerotiniaceae
Exons: 1
Coding region: 1-711 (236 amino acids)
Source: RefSeq, a predicted model, not a curated record